Messenger RNA from Aedes albopictus (Asian tiger mosquito), 3948 nucleotides. RefSeq lists its product as uncharacterized. Bases 496 to 3930 code for a protein of 1144 amino acids. The record is from RefSeq and is a predicted model, not a curated record. The transcript is spliced from 8 exons. Gene Ontology annotation, molecular function: phosphotyrosine residue binding. Lineage: Eukaryota; Metazoa; Arthropoda; Insecta; Diptera; Culicidae.
CGUGGGAAAAGCCAAAGCGUGUGGCGUUCGACCAGAGGAGGCAGGAUAAAAUGGAUAUGUGGUGUCGCGAGAUGUGAUGUGACAGAGGACGAGAGCAGGAAAACACUCCGAAUGAGAGUGAAUGUGCGAACCUACGUGUGUUUAAUAAUUGUGAUGGAUUUUCGGGCGAAUUCAGGCAUUAAGUUGAAGCAGAGUUUAAUAGUUUAGUGCACGUUGGGGAACUUUCCCUUAUCCGAGAGGGUCACUGUUUUGACGGAUGAUUUUCAGGUUGAAUGGCUUGGGAAGUGUAAAUAUGCGGAUGACUGGAUGUGGUCAAGUAAAUUCAAGUGAGAUGUACAACAUGAAUAAUUUGAAGUGAGGUUUGUGUGUUUCGGAUGUUCUGCGCUCAAAAGUGUAAAGGAACAAGUGUAUGAAAGUGUUUAGGAAAAUAUAGUGCCAAAAUCUAAGGAUAUAGUAACAAUCUCCAAUUUUUAAUAAUAUUCAACUUCGGCAAAAAUGGAACGAGUGUGGCGUAAAGUGAAUCAGGGCCUUACAAUGAGAUCAUCGUCAGCGAAACAUGCUCAGACGGUGGCCUCAAGUGCUACCACAAUGACGACAGGUUGUCUUCCGGUGCCGGGAUUUCAGCACUCAACUGAUACAACGAGCUCGGCCGGGUUUGGGGGCGAAUCACAAGUGGUAGCCGUUCAGCAGAGACGCCGUUCCAAUCCACCGCAGGGCAGUACGACUGCUUCGUCUGAGAAAAGACGACGACGCCGGAGACGGAGCCGGCCGAAUAGAGAGGGAAACUCACAGGGCGGAGGCACUGGCGGUGGUCACUCGUCAGCUGGCCACCACAAAAACCACUCGUCAUCCUCCCGGCGCAGCAACAACAACCCCCAGCUAGGCUUAAUGACCCAAGCAGGCAACGAACAAUCCCUUAGACAACGAGCCGUUGCCCGGCUAAAAAUGUUCAACUUCAAUCUCAACUGGGACCUGCACAUGAACCAGUGCAAACCGUGCGGUCCGAAGAGCGGCAAUAUCAUCACUCGACGGCUCUGCCGCAAUCGCCGUGGCGAGGACAACGAACUGUAUCGCUCCAACAGUUUCAAAUUUGAGCGCUUCGAGCGCAAGGAGCAGGGCGAAACUGGAUCGAGGACACUGCGAAAACAGAUUUCCGUCUGUGAUGACUACAGCUUACCGAUAGACUUUGUCAAAAAGAGACCGUCCAGUUUCGACCCCUGCCUAGCCGAGCGUUUGCCCGACAAUUGGGCAUCACCUAGUCCUCAAUCAGAGCACGUUUCCUUUUUAGAACCAUUGAACCUACAACAACCCUUGUCAGCAGUUCCGACCAACAGUUUGGGAACGGUAACAGUCGGUAUCGGCACUGGCGUGGGCAUUUUGGGCACCGGUACACUCCAGCAUCAACCGCAAUUACCACCCUCGUCCAAUCUUCCACCAUCAUCAAUUGGGACGGGUGCUGCUGAAAUCGCCGCAAAUGCAGUAGCAAUUAAAACGGUCGAAGAGAUAUUCGAUACCAAACGUAGUUACAAACGUAGCACAGGGCGAUCCAAGCAGCGGCAACCAAGGAGACCGAACAGCACAUGUGAGGUGAAGUACAUCAACGAGAAUUUCAGUUCUGUUUCAGGAUCAUCUGCCCCUAUAACAUCCGAAGAGGAGGAUAACGACGAAGAAGAAGACGAAUUGAACAAAGUUCCUGAACUCAACUCACCAGAUAGUAUUUCCGAAGACUUGGUAAACCCACUUCCGCCACGCCAAAGUCCCAUCAAGACAACCGGUCCAGACACAGCGAAACGAAAUCCGUCUCCCUAUUAUUAUUCGGACUUGCUAAAGAAUAAAUCCCAACAAGAGCAACAACAAACUGGACAACCAGAGUCAAUUGAAACCAAAAGAGCCAACAGUAGAGCUUCAUCAACGGGAGCGCGCCAACGGGAAGCAGGUCCAAGAUACAGGAAAAGUAGUAGUUUAGAUACCCCUGGAGCAGAGAAAGAGGUCUGUCUCCCGAAACGCUAUUCAAUAACCGAGGAAGGAGUGCGGAUCAUCCGCUGUGACUCACCUUCCACCACCACCUCGGACGAUUCGGAUUGUUCUGAAUGUCGAAAAAGAAGAGAUUGGCAUGCGCAAGCAUUGGCCAUAGUGCGUACAAACUGUAACCUCCCACCGUCGGUAGAUCCUUCAAUGCCACCACAUCGAAUGCUAGGUCCAGCAUCAGUCUGUGCCUGUGCCACACCCGCGUUCGGCGAGGACAACGAUGAGCUCUUCCGACCCCGUAGCAUAUUCUACGUCCACCAGCCGGGUGCCCAGGACUGCGCCGAUUGUACUCUGAGCGACAACUCCGCGAUCGUUAAUGAAGAUAUGACGAGCGUACGGACAAGGCAAAUCUACGAGACGGCAUUUGAUUCAAAGAUCACUCGAUCGGACGACGAUUUGGACGAGGUAGAUCGAGUAACCAACCAAUCGGUACUCCUGCAGUUGAACAAGAGUAACAACAGCAGCACCAGCAAUAUGGUAUCCAGCCAGAACAAGGAGAACCGCGACCGGAGCAAACGCAGCGAUACCAAACGGUCAAAGAGUUCUCUAAAAGCGCCUUCUUCGACACAAAUACAAAUAACUGCAGACGUAGAAAAUUCUGCAGAUGCAAACCUUUCCCAAGAUCUGGAAAAACUGCAGCUCGACAAACAACUAGACAAUAUUACCAACGCAAACUCGACGUCUUCCUCUCAACUUCCACUGCGUGGAUACACGCCUUCGCCCCCUUCUACCGCUCCGCUUCCUAUGAAGUUCCCUGGCAAACAUGAACGCUUCUUUAUCAACAGCAUAAAAAGUGCACCGAAUCUUCCUUCUUCCAAUGCAGCGCAACACCCGCGAUUGAAAGACCUUCGCCUGGACAUUCAGGCGAUACGAAACAGUGAAGUUCCUCCUUCCGGCAGUUGUGAUGGUAGUAUUAAUGAUUCCUCCUACAAUAGUCCUAAGAAUGGCGAAAGGCCUCGAUCUACGAUGUGUCUCGAACCGGAACGGGUUCUUGAGCUGAAGCGCAGUCAUCGAAGUCACAAGCAACGGGGAAGGAACUUUUCUUCGACCGAGAGUAUGGCCACCUCUAGCAGCGGUGGCAGCAUGGAAUCUCUCAAGUCCAGUACGAGCGAGGGAAACCGAAGCACUUCCAGUUCAGACUCGCGUCACUCGUCGUCCCUCAGUUCACACAGCUCCGAUUCGGGGCCAUCAGUUGCCUUCCCGCUACGAGCCCCCGUGGUCGUCCACAACAAGCUCAAUAUUCUUAGUCCCAUUUCGGAUAAAUCUUCGCAGGAACCCGGCUCGGAGACAUCGGACAUCAAUAGGAACAAUUCGCAGAAACAGUCUCCGGACGAAACGACGGUCAUUGCCGGGGCAAUAUCGAAGAAAGACAAUGAAGAAAACGAGGCUGUGAAAUUGGUGGUACCAAAAGUGAGGCGAUCGGCACCCAACAAGGCUUUGCUGUUGAUAACAGGUCCCGAAAUACAAGGAUCGGACAGCGGUAUUUCGCUUCACUCGCGAGAGGACGUCAAAUCUCGAACCAACUUUCUCAACUUGGGUAUCCAGCGAGCCUCCCUGGGGCUGGAAAAGACGGACCACGGAAAGCCGGCUUUGACCCAAGACUUCAGCGAUCUUCCAUUCGAUAUGCCAAAACUGAGGCGACGGCGAGCUCAUAUGCAACAGGAGCCCUGCACAUCCGGAAGCGUAACCUCAAUGGACGUUGGCGACCUUCCCUUCGAUAUGCCAAAGCUUCGGCGGCGGUUGCGGCUGUCCCAGAACCCGAAUCAAAUAGCCAUUCCCUCCACAUCCGGCAUUCUACUGCAAACCAGCACCGAAUCCAGCGGUCUCUCGCAAGCAUCUUCGAGCCUUUCGAUGCGGGAUUCCGAUAACAAAGCGGCAAUCGCUGGAGGUACGUACCAAUAAUGCACCGACACAACCCGG